AAGGAGUCUCUGCUCCUCUGUCCUCUCUCCUCUCUGGGAUUUACUGCGGCUGAACGAUGGAUUUUCUGCUGCGUCUCGUUUCUUUUUCCUUCUGCACUUUGAGCGUCUUCAGCGCCGCUUCUCACCAUAACUGCAACAGUGCUUUGGUGUCCACGUUGCCGCACUCGUCGUUCCAGAGUUCCUCACAGUCAUCCAACAGUUAUGCCGCUUACAACGCUAAACUCAACCGCAGAGACGGAGCCGGAGGCUGGUCUCCCAUGGUGACAGACCGGGAGCCCUGGCUCCAGGUGGACCUCAGAGACCGGAUGGAGGUGACGGCCGUGGCCACGCAGGGACGCUACGACAGUUCGGCCUGGGUCAGCAAAUAUAUGCUGCUGUACAGCGACACGGGCCGAGCCUGGAAACAGUACAGACAGGAGGAUGGUGUCGGGAGGUUUGUGGGUAAUGUGAAUUCUGAGGCCGUGGUCCAGAACAAGCUGUCGCACUCGGUGAGGACUCGUUUUCUGCGCUUGGUCCCGGUGGACUGGAACCCGAGUGGCUGGCUGGGCCUCAGGCUGGAGGUGUACGGCUGCUCAUACAAGUCGGAUGUGGCAGACUUCGAUGGCCGAAGUUCUCUGCUGUACCGAUUCAACCAGAAGUCCAUGUCCACGGUGAAAGAUGUGAUCUCACUGCGCUUUAAGAGCCGCCAGGCGGAGGGCGUGUUACUGCACGGGGAGGGCCAGCGGGGCGACUACAUCACACUGGAGCUUCAUCGAGGAAAAGUUGCUCUCUACCUCAACCUGGAUGACACCAGGCUGAGGUUCAACAGCGGGCGAGUCGCUGUCAUCGUGGGCAGCCUGCUGGAUGACCAACACUGGCACUCGGUCCUCAUCGAGCGCUUCAACAAGCAGGUGAACCUGACAGUGGACUCCCACACCCAACAUUUCCGCACCAAAGGGGAGGGAAACUCUCUGGAGGUGGACUACGAGUUGAGUUUUGGAGGAAUCCCUUUGCCCGGUAAACCUGGAACCUUCCUGAGGAAGAACUUCCAUGGCUGCAUUGAAAAUCUUUACUACAACGGGAACAACAUUAUUGAUCUGGCAAAGCGACGUAAACCUCAGAUCUACAGUGUGGGUAAUGUGACGUUCUCGUGCUCGCAGCCCCAGCUGGUGGCCUGCACCUUCCUGAGCUCCAGCAGCAGCUUCAUGUCACUGCCUGCAGCACCUCCGUCCACCAUGGGGGGUUUCUCUGUCGCUUUCCACUUCAGGACGUGGAACCCGGACGGGCUGCUUCUCUCCGCUCGACUGAGUCCAGAACCCCAGAGACUGGAGCUGCAGAUCAGCGGCAGUCGGCUACGUAUGACCCUCCACAGCUCCGGACGACCAAAAUCAGAGGUCUCUGCUGGUCACAAAGUGAACGAUGGACUUUGGCAUUCUGUGAGUGUCGACACCAGAAGUCUGCAGAUCAGUUUAACUCUGGAUAAUGAACCUGCUUCCACCAUGGAACAGUGGGAACAGCUUGAAUCCAGAGGAAGCUUUUAUUUUGGAGGCUGCCCCUCCACAGACUGCCGGACGACUCCGGCCUUCCAGGGCUGCAUGCGGCUCAUUUUCAUCAACGGCCAGCUGGCCAACCUCAACCACAUCCAGCAAGGCCUGCUGGGAAAUUACAACGAGGUUCAAUUUGACACGUGCAACAUCAGAGACAGAUGUCUUCCUAACCUGUGUGAGCACGGAGGGCGGUGUUCCCAGACGUGGCGCUCCUUCUCCUGCGAGUGCUCUGGGACGGGAUACUCCGGAGCCACCUGUCACAACUCCAUCUACGAGCCGUCCUGCGAGGCCUACAAGCUGAUUGGCAGCUCCUCUGGCUUCUACUCCAUUGAUCCAGAUGGGAGCGGCCCCCUGGGGCCCACACAAGUCUACUGCAACAUGACAGAGGAGAAGGUGUGGACAGUCGUAUCCCACAACGUCAUGACACCCAUCAGAGUCCAGGGCUCGUCCGUCCAGAAUCCUCACAUUAUGAAGUUUAACUACAGCGCCUCGGGUGAGCAGCUCCAUGCCAUCAUCACCAGCUCGGAACAGUGCCAACAGCAAGUGGUUUACAACUGCAGGAAGUCCCGCCUCUUCAACACCAGAGACGGCAGCCCGCUGUCCUGGUGGGUGGACCAGGGUGGAGAGAGGCGGAGCUACUGGGGCGGCUUUCUGCCUGGAGUCCAGCAGUGCUCGUGCAGCCAGGAGGAGAACUGCAUCGACAUGAACUACUUCUGCAACUGUGACGCUGACACACAUUCGUGGACGAAUGACACGGGAGUCCUGUCUUAUAAAGACCACCUGCCGCUGACCCAGAUUGUGAUUGGAGACACCAACCGGACCGGCUCUGAGGCCGUCUACAGUGUUGGUGCUCUGCGUUGUUAUGGCGACAAGUCCAUCUGGAACUCGGCCUCCUUCUACCAGGAGUCGUCCUACCUGCACUUCCCCACCCUGCAGGCAGAUGUUGCCUCUGAUAUCUCCUUCUACUUCAAGACCAGUGCUCCUUCAGGAGUCUUUCUGGAGAACCUGGGCCUGCAGGACUUCAUCCGGGUGGAGCUCAGCUCUCCCGCCGUGGUCACUUUAUCCUUCGACGUGGGUAACGGGCCGGCGGUCUUGGCCGUGAAGUCCCACCUGCCCCUGAAUGACAGGCAGUGGCACUAUGUGAAGGCGGAGCGGAACGCAAAGGAGGCCUCGCUACAGGUGGACCAGCUGCCCGUCCGCUUCCUGGAAGCGCCGGCGGACGGUCACCUCCGCUUACGACUCAACAGUCAGCUGUUUGUAGGUGGAACGGCGUCCCGGCAGAGAGGCUUCCUCGGCUGCAUUCGGACUCUGGUCAUUAACGGCGUGACCUUUAACCUGGAGGAGAGGGCCAAGAUGGCGCCAGGGGUGAGCUCUGGUUGCCCUGGUUACUGCAGCGGUUCCAGCAGCCUGUGCCACAAUAGAGGGCGCUGUAUCGAAAAGAGCAGCGGCUACGCCUGCGACUGCUCACAGUCAGCCUACGGAGGUCCCACCUGUAAGGAAGAGGUGUCGGUGUCCUUCGACCGAGAGUCCUCGCUGACCUUCACCUUCCAGGAGCCCUUCUCAGUGAUGCAGAACCGGAGCUCGCAGGCAUCCAGCGUGUCCAGAGAGAGCAGCAGCCGGGCGAGAGAGGAUGUGGCCUUCAGCUUCGUCACCUCGCAGAGUCCGGCCAUGCUGCUGACCGUCACCACCUUCAGCCAGCAGUACAUCACCAUCAUCCUCGCCAGGAACGGGAGUCUCCAGAUCUGGUAUCACCUGCAGACAGACAGGAACCCGGAUGUGUUCAGCCCCGCCCUCGGAAACCUGGCAGACGGUCGCCUUCAUCGGAUCAAAAUCCACCGUGAAAGCAAAGAUCUUUAUGUACAAAUCGACCAGGACGUGCACAGAAAGUACACGCUGUCCUCCGACGCAGAGCUGGUCCUCAUCAGGUCCUUGAGUUUGGGCAGAGUCAUCAGAAGAGAAAAUCUCAAAGACGACGUGGUUCAGGCAGGUUUGAAGGGUUUCGUUGGCUGCCUGUCCUCAGUCCAGUUCAAUCAUGUGGCUCCACUGAAAGCGGCGCUGCUCAAUCGAGGAAGCUCAUUGGUCACCAUCCGCGGUCCUCUGGUCCAGUCCAACUGCGGCGCUCUGGCGGACUCCAUCACAUCCCACAAUCUGAAAGAUCAAGCUGCAACAGCUAAUAAAGAUAAGGAGCUGCAGGAAAACGACACCCAGACCGACGUGGCCGUUAUAGCAGGUGUUGUGACAGCGGUGGCCUUCAUCGCCGUGUGCAUUGUAGCCGUGCUGACCCGCCUCCUGUACCUGCGGCAGCAAACACAGAGCAGUGAAGGUGUGAAGGAGAAGGAGCAACGGCACAACAUGGAGCCGGCCUACAGGGCGGAGCUACACCUACACAACUCUGUCAGGGACACCAUGAAGGAGUACUACAUCUGACAGCGGCCGCCGCACGCCGCCGUCGGACGGACAGGUGCAGCAUUCCUAGUAAACACAGAUCUGUGCUCGUGACCUGGACGUCGAGCAGAGACACGGGUAAAAACCUCGGGGACUGUCCCGCUGAGCGGCCACUCCAGCACAAACAGGAAGAGGAGGAGUCUUCACCAAUUUCUUUGAUGUUGGUCAAACGGGAGC
Molecule: messenger RNA, 4148 nt
Organism: Thalassophryne amazonica
Lineage: Eukaryota; Metazoa; Chordata; Actinopteri; Batrachoidiformes; Batrachoididae
Gene: cntnap5a
Product: contactin associated protein family member 5a
Exons: 24
Coding region: 57-3953 (1298 amino acids)
Source: RefSeq, a predicted model, not a curated record